Messenger RNA from Stegostoma tigrinum, 4355 nucleotides. RefSeq names its product protein mono-ADP-ribosyltransferase PARP12-like. The record is from RefSeq and is a predicted model, not a curated record. Bases 504 to 2477 code for a protein of 657 amino acids. Lineage: Eukaryota; Metazoa; Chordata; Chondrichthyes; Orectolobiformes; Stegostomatidae. The transcript has 12 exons. Gene Ontology annotation, molecular function: metal ion binding; NAD+ poly-ADP-ribosyltransferase activity.
CAUGAACUUCAUUGGAACUGCUCAUUGGAUCGAGGUCAUGUGUUAGAGUAUUUAUUAUGCGUGUUCUAGCAGAAAAUGUUUUCAGUAUACUUUGACUACAAGGGGUACUCAUUUCUGAAGAAGGGUCCAGACCCGAAACGUCAGCCUUCCUGCUCCUCUGAUGCUACUUGGCCUGCUGUGUUCAUCCAGCUCUACAUCUUGUUAUCCCUUACCGUGGAGUAUGUUAGUUUAGACAAGAUAUGGAAAAUCUUAUGGUACUAAUAGAAACACACCACGACAUAAGUCAAUGUUUUUAAGAGAUGAAAGAAGCUUCAAAAUGACUUAAAUCAAACUUUAUCUUUUAUAGAGAUUGCAACACUAGUUCCACUUAAUGAAUCAUACUGUAUUGUUCCGCAGAAAGACUCACGUCGCUGAAGUUUCACUUUCAUUUCCCAGCUUUUCAGCUUGCGCAUUAAAAAGGAUUUUGUCACAGAAAGUUCGUUGCAAGAAAGUUAGGGGAGGAAAUGUCACUGUCAAAACCCCAUCAGAAGAUCGUCAAAAUCCUGUGCUCUAAUAAUGGAUCUUUACUUUAUCAGCAGCUCCGCACAACAAUCUCCAAAAGCGACGCAGUAUCUGACAUGUAUCUAACUAUGACAUUGAGAGGCUGCCAGCUUUUUACCAUCGUCCCAGGAACUGGGGGAGAAAUAUCAGAGUCCGAGCUGACAUUGGAUAGUCGAAUCAUAGCCACUACCGCGAUCCGGCUCUGUAAGGACUACUCCAGCAAGAAAUGUGAAGAUUGUGACCAACUUCACCUGUGCAGAUAUUUUAUUCUGGGCCACUGCAAAUACUCAGAACAAAGUGAUACUUGUAAAUAUUCCCAUGACAUCCAUAGUCUACACAACUGGAAAAUCAUUCGCCUUAACCAGCUUCAGGAUCUGGACAUGAAUGAAUUACGUUUCCUCUUGCUUCAAAAUGACCCUUCAUUGCUGCCUGAGGUCUGCUUGCAUUACAACAGAGGAAAUGGGGAUUCUCCAUUUGGAGGCUGUUCACAUAAACACACCUGUAAUAAACUCCAUAUUUGCUCAUACUUAAUCUCAGGAAACUGUAAGUAUGGGGCUGAGUGUCGACGUUCCCACAAUUUCAGUGACAGCAGUGCCCUUCUCAAGAAAUUUAGUUUGGAUGAAAAUGUUAUGAGAAACCUGCUGCUGAUAUAUCAGAACAGGAACCACAUUAAACAAGCACUCAGUCCUGCUGGAAUUAAAGCUGUACCCACAGUUCUUCCCACAAGCUCCCAGCAAAAUCAUGACACCGAGGAGAUCUGUGUCUACUACAUCAGAAAAAACUGCAGCUUCAAAGAUAAGUGUGUUCGGGUUCACUUCAGCCUUCCCUACCGGUGGCAGAUAUACAAGGGAACAUGGCAGGAUUUUCCAAACGUGGAAGAGAUUGAAAUGGAAUUCUGUGACCCAAAGAAUAGCACCAGCUCGGGACCUAGACCCAUCAACUUUGAAACAAUGAUGUGUGAAUCUCACCAGGUGAGACGACUCUCUACUGCAUCUUCAGUUACUAAACACCCACAUUACAUCCUGACGACUGAAUGGCUGUGGUACAUGAAUGAUAUGUUUGGAAAAUGGACUGAAUAUGGAAGUCAAGAUGACAUGCAUGUGACAUCGGCAGACCUUGAGAAUGUCUAUUUGGCCAAUAACAAUGCUGAAGUGCCUAUUGGAGAAUUCAAUGAAACAUUAAGUUUUAAAGAAAUGAUUCAAAAAGACAAAUUUUCUGAAAGUGCACACGAAGUUCGGAGAAGGCCAAGAUUUAUCUCGAAAGAAGAUGUGGAGAGAAAAGUAGAGAGUGUUCGGUCGCAACUAAGGAAAGCCAGUUCCUGCGAAUCAAAAAGUGUACCAGAUUAUUGGGACAAGUCAGCUUUGACAAGCAUAGGAUACACGCGUACCCAGCUCUCUCCACUCUCCAAUGAAUAUAAGAAAAUCCAGUCUCUCUUCGAGAACAGCAUGAAGACUGGCAAUAUCCAGAAAAUUGACAGAAUUCAAAACCUUGGACUUUGGGAAAUAUUUCAGUGGCAGAAAGAACAGAUAAAGAAAAAGAAUCACGCAGAUGCAGAUGAACGACUUCUUUUUCACGAAGUCACAGAUCACUCAAUUAUUGAUGCCAUUUGCUACCAGAACUUUGAUUGGGGAAGUUUCACACAGAGUGGAACUUUGUUUGGAAAAGGGACGUAUUUUGCCGUAAAAGCUUCCAAUGCCAACUUUGACUUGCACUCAGAUUCUACAGCAAAUUUCAAAAUCAUGUUUUUGGCACGGGUUUUGGUAGGAAAGUUUACUAAAGGACAUCCAAGCUAUGAUCGGCCACCAUCCCAAGAUGUCACAAGCUUCAAACCCUAUGAUAGCUGCGUUGACUGUGUGGAUAAUCCAUCUUUGUUUGUCAUAUUCGAGAAAUAUCACAUUUACCCAGAAUAUGUGAUCCAGUUUAGUAAUAAAAUGUAGGAAAUUGUUUGUUUCUGGACAAUCUGUGGCUGAUAAUGAUAUUAUGGGGAGAUGUGACAUUUUUUUUUGCUUAAAGGAUAAGUACUACCUGGGAAUUUAACACUUUUGAUUUCUACUAAUUAUGGAUUGAUUUUGUAAGUCUGUGCAUGACCAGACAAUUAUUGCACGCAGCCAUUGCACAUCAGAAAACUGCGUUAUGUCGCAUGCUUUUUUUCUGGUAUGUGCUGGUUGGUGUUGUGGCCUCAAGUGGGACCUUAGUAUCAGUCUAAUUUGCUCCAAAGACUGGUGUCUACAGGGUGUUCUGUCCCUCCAGAAAUAGUCUCUCUCCAACCUCAAACAGAGUGCAGAGUCUUUUUCCCUCUGGUUCUAAUGACCUGUCUGAAUGAGAGCAGUGGUUUAGUGAGAGCUUGUGCUUGGAUACAAGUGAUAUGUCUUCAAUUGGUAGGUUGUAAAUGCCCACCGCUUACCUAGUUUUGGACACAUAUUUAAUUGUAUCAGAUUAAUGUGUAUUAUAGGUUAAAUUACAAAAAUGUUUGAAAUAUACUUAUCACUUUCUUGGACAAGAUUUUUAAAAACUAUUCUAAAGACCUUUUUAGUUCCCAAUGUUAUCCUUAUAACUUCUUUGUCAUCAGUUCAGCCUUCAACUCUUUCUCACACAGGAUUUUGAGAAAACAAGGUUUUAGAUAGCCAAUAAACAAUAGGUUUAUUUGACGUCAUACCAAUUGUAUUAGAAACCACAUCAAUUGGAACAAUCCAUCUACCUUUGUUCAAUUUAUGUUGAAAAUUGUUCAGUGUUUAUUCACAAGUACAUCUUAAAAAAAGUCUUUCCUUUACAAACUGAGAUACUGGGAAAGUCUUUAUUUCCUCACUAUAUGACAACAAAAUUAGCUUGAUCAAAUUAGAUUAAAUUUCCUUGCCUACAAGUUGUACUUUCAAGAGGAUUUAAUGGCCUUUGUUUAAUAGAUCUGUUUACAGUUUGACUCUGCUCAAUUUAACGUAGGUCAGAAAUCACAUGACACCAAGUUAUAAUCUGAUAAGUUUAUUUGAAAACACGAGUUUUCAGAGCCUCAGUCCUUCUUCAGGUGUAACCAAGGCUUUACAACACUUUGUUUUUCCUCCACCAUUGUCCCCAAAAAGCUAAUAGAAUCACUUUGCAAAUGAUCGUAUUGAAUCAUAUAAACAUAUUGCUCACUUGAGGGAAUUUACUCAAUUGCGUUAGCUGCAUCGUUUUAUGGUUUGUGUUUCUCCUUGAUUGCAGGUUUAUAAAGGUUAUUACUCUUUUUUAAAGCAAGCAGGUUUAGCUAAUGUAAAGAAAUAUUGUCUUACUAAUUGGAUAGAAUGCACUGCAGAAGAGCCAAGUCUAACAGAUGUGGUAUUUAUGUGGAACACAUAUCAUUGGUGACUGUGCCUAUUAGGUUUUCAAUUUGGGAAAUGAGAGUUAUCACUGUUACUACCCAUGUCUUUAAAUAUGCACAUUUCCUUCUUGUCUGCUUUUACUGUAGCUCUGAUUUAAGUAUGAUAACAGUUCCAUUUCCUCUUAGAAAGUUCUACUCUUAUUAAACCAAGUUGAGGAUAUUUUGCUAAUCUCAUUUGAGGGACUUGCUCCUUCUACUUUUUCCUAAAAGUUGGCAUGAUCUUUUGUCGUAAAAGUGGAAAUAUUUGACCAUCUUAUUUUUUGAAUGGUGAUGGCAACAGAAAAUAUUCCUCACCUGUUAUAUGGAGAUGGAAUGUUAAAAAAGACAGAUGUAAUAUAUGAUUGCAAUAUUCAUUAACUGUAUUGAGAUCUAUACAAUGUAACUGUGUAACUCCUACUGUGCAUUCAUCUCAGCUCCUGUGCUUUCAGGAAUCUGGUUUGAUACUGAAUGUUUGUUCAAAUAA